Messenger RNA from Rotaria socialis, 3195 nucleotides. The record is from the annotation of a GenBank genome assembly. Lineage: Eukaryota; Metazoa; Rotifera; Eurotatoria; Philodinida; Philodinidae.
AUGUAUUUGUUUCGUUUAUCUACGUUUUUUACAACCUUGUUUAUAGUAUGCUAUGGUGCAUGUCCUUCAAGGCCAUUAUUUGCUUUCAUCGAGAAUACAACAGUUGCACAGACGAUUUCUAUCAGUGGUACAUAUAGUUUAGUACAGGAUCCAACGGAUUAUAGUAAUAUAACACCUGGAUCCUAUGUACUGUUGGCAUGUAACAGUGGAUAUACCCUAUCAAGUGGUCAGCUUAAUAUAACAUGUAUCGGCAAUGCAUGGACAACAUUUCCGACGUGUACUAUGAUGAGCACCAGUAGUACAAUGAAUAAUAAUACGUUGCUUUCAAAUAAUAAUGUACCUUGUGUAUUCAACCAAACGAUGUUUAAUAUUAAUAAUGGAUAUCUAUCUAAUGUAUUACUAUCGUAUAUAUCAAGCAACACGGCAACGGGAUGGGUUCAAUUUGCAUGUGCAACCGGUUACACCAAUAUUGGGGGCAACUUGAAUGUUACAUGUUCUUCAAGUGGUUCAUGGAGCCCAUUUCCCAAUUGCGUAUUGAAUACUGGUGGCGGUGGAUCGCUUACUACUCCUACAAUGUCUAAUAAUAAUGGUCAAUCUUGUACUUUCAAUACUACAAUGUUAAAUAUUACGAAUGGAUAUUCUUCUAACGCGUCAAUACUAUAUACAUCGAAUAACACGGCAGCUGGUAAGCAUAUGACAUUGAUGCUUCGAAAUAAUCCUAUUGAAUAUGUUAUAGGAUGGGUUCAAUUUGCAUGUCUGCCUGGCUAUGCACUUGAUCCAACGGUUGGUAGUUUAUACGUUUGCAGCAAUGGGGCCUGGUCUACUCAACCACGAUGCCUGAUGACUGGUCGAUGUUCGUUUUCGACCUUACAAACCUUCAUAUCGAAUGCAACUGGUUUAAUGACUACUGGUCAAAGUCAACUGAUGCAGCUUCCGCAAAAUACAAGUGUCGUUCUGGGUGGCUCUUAUAUUGUGUUCGCUUGUAACACUGGUUACACAAAUACUGGUGGAAGCUUAAAUGUAACAUGUUCUUCAAGUAGUUCAUGGAGUCCAUUUCCCACUUGCGUCUUGAAUACUGGCGGUGGUGGAUCUCUUACUACUACUACAAUGUCUAAUAAUAAUGGCCUGCCUUGUGCUUUCGACGGUACAACAUUAAAUAUUAUGAAUGGAUAUCUAUUUAAUAUAUCACUAACGUAUACAUCGAGCAACACUGCAACGGGCUGGCUUCAAUUCGCUUGCGUGCCUGGUUAUGCGCUCGAUUCAACUGUUGGCAAUCUAUACGUUUGUAAUAAUGGUGUCUGGUCGACUAAACCACGUUGCUUAACAACUGGUGGAUGCUCGUUGUCAACAUUCCAAAGCUUCAUAUUGAAUGCAACUGGUUUAAUAAAUACUGGUCCAAGUCAACUGAUCCAGACUCCGCAAAACACAAGCUACGUUUUGAAUGGCUCCUAUGCUGUGUUCACUUGCAUGAGUGGUUACACAAAUAUUGGUGGCAGCUUGAAUGUAACAUGUUCUUCAAAUAAUACAUGGAGCCCAUUUCCUAGUUGCGUACUGAAUACUGGAGGCGGAUCACUUACAACCACUACCACAAUGUCUAAUAAUAAUGGCCUGCCUUGUGCUUUCGACGGUACAACAUUAAAUAUUAUGAAUGGAUAUUCUCCCAAUGUAUCACUAUCGUAUACAUCGAGCAACACGGCAACGGGAUGGGUUCAAUUUGCGUGCGUGCCUGGUUAUGCGCUCGAUGCAGCUGUUGGUAAUCUAUACAUUUGUAAUAAUGGUGUCUGGUCGACUAAACCACGCUGCUUAACAAUUGGUGGAUGCUCGUUUUUAACGUUGCAAAGCUUCGUAUCGAAUGCAACUGGUUUAAUGGCUACCGGUCAAAGUCAACUGAUGCAGCUUGCGCAAAACACAAGCGUCAUUCUGAGUGGCUCUUAUAUUGUGUUCGCUUGUAUCACUGGUUACACAAAUACUGGCGGCAGCUUAAAUGUAACGUGUUCUUCAAGUAGUUCAUGGAGCCCAUUUCCUACUUGCGUAUUGAAUACCGGUGGUGGUGGAUCUCUUACUACUACUACAAUGCCUAAUAAUAAUGGUCUGUCUUGUGCUUUCGACACUACAACAUUAAAUAUUAUGAAUGGAUAUGUAUUUAAUGUAUCACUAACGUAUACAUCGAGCAACACGGCAACGGGAUGGGUUCAAUUUGCGUGCUUGCCUGGUUAUGCACUCGAUUCAACUGUUGGUAAUCUAUACGUCUGUAAUAAUGGUGUCUGGUCGACUAAACCACGCUGCUUAACAACUGGUGGGUGUUCGUUUUCAACAUUGCAAAGCUUCGUAUCGAAUGCAACUGGUAUAAUGGCUACUGGUCAGAGUCAACUGAUGCAGCUUCCGCAAAACACAAGCGUCAUUCUGAGUGACUCUUAUAUUGUGUUCGCUUGUAUCACUGGUUACACAAAUACUGGCGGCAACUUGAAUGUAACGUGUUCUUCAAGUGGUGCAUGGAGUCAAUAUCCUAAUUGUGUGCCAAAUACGCAGACGACAAUUGUGCCUUCUAAUAGUGGAGCAACUUGCACGUACAGCUCAAGUCUCUUGAGUAUAGCAAAUGGUUAUGCAAGCAGUUGGACUGGUGUUAUGACACCUACUGCUAUUCAAGCGCUAUCGGGAGCUUCCAUUACUUAUAUGUGUACACCACCGUAUAAUCUUGUUGGCAAUUCAGUAAUGACUUGUAAUAAUGGCGUUUGGUCAGCACAGCCUGUGUGUCUUGCAAAUAGUGCCACGACUGUCAAGCAUUCAUCUAAUUGUGAUUAUGUUCCAAACGUAGCGAAUAGUUACAUAUCGAUGGCAACUCCUAUUCAAUUUAUUAAUAACCAAUACCAAAGAAAAAUUCAAUUUGCAUGCAACCCUGGAUAUGCAUUUACUAGUACUUCAGGCCAAAGCUUAGUGUCUUGUCUGAAUGGUGUAUGGGAUCCGCUUCCAGUUUGUGCAUUGAGUCCUUCUUGUUCAGCCAGUCAACUGCAAUCAGCACUUGUUAAUGUUCAAUUGGUGUUAAACUCACUUCAAGCUGGUAACGGAGGCUUUCUUGCCGGUGGUUGGAUUCUACUUCAAUGUGCAUCUGGUUUUACUCGGAAUCCGUUGUCUGGUUCUCUCAACGUUACAUGUCUUUCUACAGGAACAUGGUCGGUAUUUCCUGUGUGUUCAUGA